AUGUCCAACGACCCAUGCAGCCCGAAUCCCUGUAACGAAGGUAUUUGUAGCAGCAAUAAUUUUAUAACAGCAACCUGUGAUUGUUCUGGAACAGGAAUGAAAGGAAACACGUGUAAUAAAAAUGACCCAUGCAGUCCUAAUCCUUGUAACGGAGGUAUUUGUACCAGUCAUAACAACGUGACAGCAACAUGUGACUGUACCGGGACAGGAAUGCAAGGCGAAGUGUGCGAAUUAAUUAACCCGUGUUUUGGGGCGACAUGUAUGAACGGAGGCACUUGCAAUGACUUAGGCAAUGGUACCUUCUAUUGUAACUGCACAGGCAAUUAUGAGGGUGAUAAAUGUGAAACAUAUAAUCCGUGCCUUCUAGAGCCAUGUGUAAAUGGUCAGUGUUACAUAAUAAAUAAUAUUGCAACCUGUAACUGUACUGGAACCGGGUAUGGUGGUACUGCUUGUGAACAAGAUAUUGAGGGUCCAGUUCUAACAUGCCCACUCAGCUAUUCUACAAACACACAAACGGGAAAGGCAACAAGAACUAUAGAAGAAUUCAACGUUACAGUUGAGGAUAAUUCUGGAGAAGAACUUGACAUUACCUCAGAUUUUCCAGUCAAUGCUACAUUUGGUAUUGGUAGCACUCUGGUUACAUAUAAUGCAAUUGAUUCUUCUACAAACCAAGGAAUGUGUACUGUUAUAGUCACCAUAUACGACCAGGAACCUCCAGAUAUCAACUGUCCUAGUAAUAUCUUUAUGCAAAGUGCUGUUGGAGUUCCAAGAUUGUUUGUAACCUGGGACCAAGUGAACGCAACUGAUAAUUCACAAAUACCACCUACAAUUACAUCCAAAUACAAAAGCAACGAUUCUUUUCCUGUCGGUAUAACAGAAGUAAAUUAUAAUGCAACUGACGGUUCUGGGAAUUUAGGAAGUUGCUCUUUUACCGUUUCAAUUGAAGCGUAUAGAACAUUCUUGAUUGAGAUGGGAUUCAAUAAAAUAGACGGUAUGCCAUACGAUUUCACUGAAGCACUAUUAAAUUCAACAUCAAGCGAAUAUAUAGACAUAGUUUUUAAAUUGUGUGAUUCGGUGAGCAACAUUUCCUCUUUGUGUAGAGUAAACUCUUUUACAAAUGGCUCCGUCAUCGUUCAUUUUGAGUUAAGUUUUUCUCAAGGCACAAACUACACAGAUGAUACUCUUAAAUCUGCAAUAAAUUCGUCUAAGACUUCCGAAGUGUUUUUUCUACUAUAUAUAGAUGUAACAGAUUUGAAUAAGCCAGGACUUGCGUGUCCAGAUGACAAGAGCCAGUUAUUGAACGACAGCUGUUUUGUUGAUCCUAUGUUUGAAGUCAGUGGAACAGAUCAUGUUGGCAAUUUGCUCAGUGCUACAUGUACUCCAAUGAUCUUCAAUAGCACUGGAAACUAUACCAUCACUUGUUUGGUUACAGACAUGGCAGACAACUUUGCAUCGUGUAUAUUCUUUUACACUCUUUCGGAUGAAAUUGCACCAAAUAUCACUUGUCCAAGUGACGUUGAAUUUUGUAAUGACAAAGGAAGUGAUUACACAAAUGCCACCUGGGAUGCAGCCAUUGCAACUGACAACUGCUGUAGUGAUAUCAGCAUAAAUGCAAACUACACAAAUGGAGUCCCUUUUUCAAUUGGUGUAUACACAGUAGGGUAUGAAGCAACCGAUUGUAAUGAGGUGACUGGCUACUGUCAAUUUACAGUGGCAAUUAAAGAUUGUGAACCUCCAGUGCUUGAAUGUCCAUCAAACCAAAAUGUAACCGGUGAUUCCGAUUGUAUGGCAGCUGCAAUGUGGGCGGUACCCACAAUCACAGACAACUCUGGAGAUAGUUUUUCAGCAAAAUGUGAUUACAUGAGUGGAAGUACUUUCUCUGAACUUAACUCUACUGUCACUUGUAAUGCUACUGAUGAUAAUGCCAACACUGGAUACUGUACAUUCAACAUUUUCAUCAUUGAUUCUACUUCACCUAAUGUGACAUGUCCAGACGAUAUUACGGUUGAUAAUGGUGUAGGUGCUAAUACAGCAGAAGUGACAUGGGAAUCUGCAGUUGCUACUGAUAACUGCUGUGGAGACAACAUUAAUGUGUCAUAUAAUGCUACGAAUGUCAGUCAUUUUUAUAUCGGCGUUACUAAAAUAGCAACCACGGCAGUGGACUGCUAUGGAAACCAGAAUGAAUGUGUCUUCCUAAUUAAUGUUGAAGACAAAGAAACACCGGUGCUUGAAUGUCCCCCCAACCAAAACUUAACUGCAGAUUCUAUCUGUAUGGCAACUGCCACUUGGAUUCCACCGAAUGUCACUGACAACUCCAGGAAUACUUUCAUUCCGGUAUGUGAUUAUGUAAAUGGAAGCACCUUUUCUUACAACACCAUCGUAACCUGUAAUGCCACAGACGAUUAUGACAACACUGGAAAUUGUACCUUUACAGUUACAGUCAUUGACAAGAUGGCACCAAAUAUCACUUGUCCAGACGACAUUGAAAUAUGUACUUACCCACUGGUUGAUGCAACGAAUGUCACCUGGGAACGAGCUAAUGCUACUGACAACUGUUGUCGUGAAAUCAACGUUACUGCCAACUACACCAGUGGAGAUUCUCUGUCACGUGGUGUAUACACAAUAGGAUAUGCAGCAACAGAUUGUAAUGCAAAUGUCGGUUACUGUCAAUUCACUGUUAAUGUUAAAGAUUGUGAGCCUCCAGAUCUUGAAUGUCCACCAAACCAAAUGGUAAUAGGUGAUCAGAAUUGCAUGGCAAAUGUCACCUGGACAGCUCCAAAUGUUACAGACAACCUUGGAGAAUCCAUCUCACCAGUAUGUGACUAUGUAGAUGGAAGCACAUUUUAUGAUGUCAGCACUGUUGUAACAUGUAAUGCUACUGACAGUUAUGACAACACUGGCAAUUGUACAUUUGCCGUCAAUAUUUAUGAUAAUGCAGACCCAGUCGUAAAUUGUCCUGCUGACAUAGAAGUGUGCGCUCAAACUGGUUCUAUAGUAGCACCUGUCACUUGGGAACCCAUCAAUGCAACUGACAACUGUUGUGGGAAUGUAAACAUAACGUCAAAUUACACAUCAGGAGAUCAAUUUGAAAUUGGUGUACAUGUAGUAACAUACACAGCAACUGAUUGUAGUGAAAAUUCUGCACAUUGCAGUUUUACUAUAGUGGUGUUUGAUUGUGAAGCUCCUGUUUUGAACUGUUCGCAAGUUGUAGAAUUUGAUGCUGAUGACAAUUGCACUUCCGACGUAACUUGGAAUGAAGUAACAGCAACAGAUAAUUAUGAUAGUAAUGUAACUGUAUUUUGUAGCCUGACUGAAGGUAUAUUUCCAUUGAACAACUACACAGUCACCUGUAGUGCAACAGACAUUUCAAGAAACACUGGCAAUUGCUCAUUUAGUUUUUACAUUUUUGAUGUAACAGCUCCCAAUAUUGUAUGUCCAGACAACGUUACGAUUGAUACUAAUGCAGGUGCUAAUACCGCCGUAGUGACAUGGACAUCUGCCAUCGUUUCUGAUAACUGUUGUGAAGAUGAAAUUAUUGUGUCUUAUAAUGCCACAAAUGGCACCAAUUUUAAAAUUGGAGUUACUGAAGUUAGUUUCACAGCAGUAGAUUGCUAUGGAAAUCAGGAUGAAUGUGUUUUUAUUAUUGAUGUUGAAGACAACGAAUCACCAAUACUUCAAUGUCCACCAGACCAAAAUGUAACCGCUGAUUCAAACUGUAUGGCAACUGCGACUUGGGCCGUACCGAAUGUCACAGACAACUCCGGAGAUAUUUUUUCAUCAGUAUGUGAUUACUUUAAUGGAGGCAUAUUCUCUCAACUUAACUCUACUGUCACUUGUAAUGCUACUGAUGAUUAUGACAACACUGGGUACUGUACAUUCAACAUUUUAAUCGUAGAUGACACAGCCCCAGAUUUGACCUGCCCAGUCGACAUUGAGGUGUGCACUGAUCCAGAAAAUGAUUCCGUGAAUGCCAAUUGGCAACGAGCAAAUGUAACUGACAACUGUUGUAGUGAGGUCAACAUAACUUAUAACUACACCAGUGGAGAUACUCUGUCACUUGGAGUGUACACAGUGGGAUAUGCAGCAACAGAUUGCAAUGGGAAUUCUGAUUACUGCCAAUUCACUGUUGAUGUUAAAGGUACCAAGAACGAUUAA
Messenger RNA from Anneissia japonica, 4155 nucleotides. Its product is annotated as hyalin-like. The coding region runs from base 1 to 4155 and encodes 1384 amino acids. The transcript is spliced from 21 exons. Lineage: Eukaryota; Metazoa; Echinodermata; Crinoidea; Comatulida; Comatulidae. The record is from RefSeq and is a predicted model, not a curated record.